CACCGGAACCAUGUGUGACCAGCAGCAGAUUCCGUGUUGCCUGCCGCCCCCCCAGUGCUGUGUGAAGGGUUCCUCCUUCUUCCCCUCCCCGUACCCUUCUCCCCAGGGCCAGGUGGUAGUUCAAGCCCCUUGUGGGAUGCAAAUCGUGGAGUGCCCUGCACCAUGCCCGGUUCAAGUCUCCGAGGUGAAGUGCCAAGCUCCCUGCCAGUCCCAGACCAUCCAGGUGAAAAGCCAGGCUCCGUGCCAGUCUCAGACUAUCAAGGUGAAGGGUCAGGCUCCGUGCCAGUCCCAGACCACGCAGGUGAGCAGCCAGGCUCCGUGCCAGCCUGAGGUUUGCUACGUGCAGUGUGGAGCCCCAUGCCCUGUUCAGACCUGCUUUGUAGAAUGUGCUCCAGCUUGUUAUACAGAAACUCGCUACGUGGAAUGCCCCGUCCAAACCUAUGUACCCUACCCAGCUCCCCAGCCUGUCCAGAGGUAUGUAGCGUACCCCUCAGCAUGCCAGACUCAGGGUAGAUUCUCCACCCAGUGCCAAUAUCAGGGCUCCUUCGGCGGCUGCGCCCCCCAGCGUCAGUCCAGGGCUUCAUUUCGCACGUAUGCACCCCAAUGCCAGAGCCAGGGCUCUUAUGGGGGCUUCCCCAUGCAGCGUCGCGCUAGGAGCACCAGCAGAUGCCUCCCUCCACGCCAGAUGCGGCCUUCUUACCGCAGCUGCUCCCCACCUCGCCAGAUGCGGCCUUCUUACCGCAGCUGCUCCCCACCUCGCCAGAUGCGGCCUUCUUACCGCAGCUGCUCCCCACCCCGCCAGAUGCGGCCUUCUUACCGCAGCUGCUCCCCUCCACGGCUCUCCGAGCCCUACUACAGCAGCUGCAUGCCAUCCAGAUGUGCUUCGGGUUCCUAUAACUACUGCACCCCACCCCGCCGCUCUGAGCCCAUCUACCACAGCGGCGGUGCUCCACGUCCCACUCCGAGCUGCUCUCAGAGACGCGGGCCCAGGUGCCGCAUAGAGAUCUCCUCGCCCUCCUGCCCCAAGCAGGUGCCCCCCCAGAGGCGUCCCGUUCAGGUCCCUCCCAUCGGACGCUGCUCUGAGCGCUGUGCUCCACGACCCUCCUGGGGGACCUCCUGCCCGGAGCUGAGACCACGCGCGGAGCCGCGUCCACUCCCAAGCUUCCGUCCACCCCGGAGUUUUGACCAGUGCCCAGUUCCUGCCCCGCGGCCGUCACGCCCGGCACGGUGCGAGAGCCCGGAGCGCCGCCGGUGUUCUCCGCCACGGCGAUUUCCCGAGCCCUGUCUGUGUCCCGAACCAAGUCCGGCCCCGCGUCCAGCCCCACGAUCCGGCCCAACGCGGUGCGAGUUUCCGGAGCCGCGCCCGCAGUCCUGUGAGCGCCCAGAACCUUGUCCGGAGCCAAUUCCCCUCCCGGCACCCUGCUCAAGCCCAGAGCCCUGUGUGCAGCCGCAGCGCUGCCCCAGCCCCUGCUCAGGCCCGAAUCCAAUGCCAGGCUCAGGAGACUUCGGCUGUCAUGAGUCCCGCCCAGGCCGCCUAGACAUGGAGGGCCCCAGCUGUGGCCCAGCUGCUUAUAACCAGUGCGGAGAGGGGGACGCUGGCUAUGGACCUUGUGAUGUGUUCCCAGAGCCGCGGGGUCUGGGCGGUUAUGGGGACCAAGGAGGCGCCUCUGUUGGAGUGAAAGGGGGGAACUAUGCUGGAGUGAAGAGCGCCUACUUUUAAAGGAAGCGAGGCUGAAACAUCCCUGCCUCCGGCCCUGAAAAGGCGGCUCCUCCCCUCCCAGCCCUCACCAUUUCCCUGCUCUUGUUUGCAAUGCUCCAAAGACAGUCAGAGGCUCCCUGCUGCAGAGGCGAUGUCCUCUGCAUGUCAUCUUAGGACCCACACCUGCGUCUCAGACACCUCUGCAGCCUCAUGUCCGACACCUCUCCCAUAAGCAUCCUCUUGUUCCCGCCAGACCAGUCUCACAACCAGGGCACAUCUUGGGUGUUCCCCAGGACAUACCUUAGCUAUCCCUGCCUCCAAGCCUCUGUCCACUCCUCACCCCCGGGAUUCCUGGACCACGUCUCCGCUCCUCCCAGUAUCUGAAACCCAGCCCAUCUUUCAAGACCUCUUCCUUGGAGCCUUUUCUGCUUGUUCCUAAGCACAGAAGCCUGCGCUGACUUCCUAGAAUGCACUGCAUCGUCCACACCAUCCAUUUGGCAAGUGCCUUGCAACAUCUCUUGAACUAUUUAAUUUUUCAGGAGUGUCUGUCUUACCUGCCCAGCUAGAUUGUAAACUCCCAUGUGAGUGGAGUCAGAAUAUCCCUAAAGUCCCUUGCUUCUCCCGGAGCAGGCAGCUACUCCUCAAGGUUUGUUGGUUGGCAGCUUGAGCCAUGAUCGGUCCUGAUGGGCAACCCCAAACCUGGGACAAGAGGAGACCAUGUAACAAUAAAGAUGAUGCUACACUCGGAUCCUGA
This is a messenger RNA of Eptesicus fuscus (big brown bat), 2453 nucleotides long. It is a transcript of the gene KPRP, whose product is annotated as keratinocyte proline rich protein. NCBI's taxonomy places the organism in Eukaryota, Metazoa, Chordata, Mammalia, Chiroptera, Vespertilionidae. Bases 11 to 1720 code for a protein of 569 amino acids. The record is from RefSeq and is a predicted model, not a curated record. The transcript has a single exon.